AUGAAUGAAUCGUUAUUAUCAUCAUCUGGUGAUUCUCUUGAAUUAUCAAUUAAAGAAAAUACUAAUGACAUAUUGGAUUCUUAUUCAAUAUUAUUCGAUAAAGCUAAACAUAAUUUUUCGACAAGUUCAGAAGUUUCAUUUAACAAACAUGAACAUUCAAUAAUUGAUCACAAUCAAAUUGAUACUAAAGAAAUAUCAACAGCCAUUAAUAAUGUACCAACAGAAAAACCUAUAAACUUCAAUCCUUUCCUUUUAUUCUUCACAGAAAAUGAUGAACAAGAAUCAAAUCCAAUAGAACUAAAUGCUUUAUUAUCAAUGAAAACCAUCUCUACUAAUAGAUCGACUGAUUCAUUUGAUGAAACAGUCAUGUUGAAACAUAUUGGUCAUUCACAUCACGCAAAACUUCAUACAUUCGAUGAUUUCUAUCGAGAUGAUUCCAAACCAAUAAAAACACGUUCAACAUCAACGGAUUCUAUUUCAACAAGUAAUUCAUCACCAACAUCUCCAUCAUCACCAAAUAGCAAUCCAUAUACAUUUUAUAAUAUAUUUUCUGAGUUUAAAUCUACAAUAACACCUGAUGUUGUUCUUGAAGAAGAUGAAACUGAACAAAAUGAUGAAAUUAUACCUCAAGAAUUAACUCCAGUACCAACAGCUGUAUUUUAUCUAGAAGAUGAUCAUCAUAAUCAUCAUCAAGCAACCUCACCAUCAUCUACAUCACCUCAUUGGCCAUCUUUAAUUCUGAAUCGUUUCCGACAUACAAAUAAUCAUCAUCAUCACUAUCAUCCUCGUGGAAUAACUAAACAAAAUUCAAUAAAUGAGAAUCAAAUGAGUUUAACAAAAUUACGUAAAAGUGAUUUAACUGAUUCAUCAAUAAGUAAACAUCGUUUUCUUAAACGUUCAGAAACUAUCAAUACUGCAAAUGGUUUAACAGAUAAAAAAUCUUCAAAUGAUGAUUUUCCUGAAUUAUCAUUAUCAACAAAUAAUAAUAUGGUUAAAAAACAUCGUUCAUUUGUUUCAUUAUUACAUCAUUUUCAUCAUCAUCAUCAUCAUAGUAAUAAUCGUGAACAUCAUCAAAAUUUAUCAAAAAAAAAUCCAAAUCGAUCAAAUUCAACAGGAACUCUUAAUAUAGAAAAGGUGAUUUCAAAUACCAAUAAUGAAAUUUCACGUCCAAAACUCAUGAGACAAAAAACUGUACCUUCAAAUAGUGAAAAUCAUUCACCGGUGAGAAGUACUCCUUCAACACCAAUAUUACCAAAAAUUGCUUCUCUAUUUCAUCGCCAUCAUUUAUCUGAACAACAUAAAUAUCGUAUAGGCAAUUUAAAAGCUCGUCUUCAUCAUCGAAGAAAUUCACCACCAUUAACAAAUACAGCACCUAAAUUUCAAUGUCAAGCAUCCAAUGAACUUAUUCAAGAAAUUAAACAAUUAGAAGAACAAGAAUAUACGAAUCCUGAUUAUAUUCGUUGUCAACGUCCUGUUAAACCGGUGGUUAUGAAGCGUGUACAUACAUGGCAUAAUUCAUUUAAUUUACAACCAGUUGAUCAUAUACAGGAAUUUAUUUGUAAUUCAUCAUCAGCAUCGUCUGGAGAAGAUGAUGAUCCAUCAGAAUUCUAUUCGAAAGUAAAUAGAAUAAUUGAUAAAGAUUUAUCAUGGAGAAAACCUGAAGAGGACUAUUCAUCUGAUGAAUCCAGUCAAUUAUCUUCAUCUCCAUCAUCAUCUUCUUCAGAGAAUGAUGAACGAAUAAUACGGAAGAAAAAAGAUAUGAAAAUAUCUAUAAAUUUUCUUGAAUCGCUCUCAAACUAUGUACCACUUGAAGAUAAACAUUCUGAUGCUAAACAAUAUUUUAUUCGAACAGGAUUUAAAAAUAAAAAUAAACGACGAGAAUUAGCUGAAAAACUUUUUUCAAUAUAUGAUCAAGAUGUUUUUUCUUCUAAACUUUCGGAUAAAGUAACAAUUGUUUGGAGUGGUCGAUUGACAGCAACAGCUGGUCAUUGUACAACUCGACGUUCAAGUCAGACAGCUACAGUUACACUUUCACAUAAAGUUUGUGAUUCACCUGAACGUUGUCGUGAUACACUUCUACAUGAACUGUGUCAUGCAGCUGUAUCAUUAAUAGAUAAUGUUACAGAUCAAGGUCAUGGACCAUUAUGGCGUAAAUGGACACAUAAAGCUGAACGAUGUUAUCCUUAUUUACCAGCAAUAUCAGUAAAACAUACGUAUGAUAUCGCUUAUAAAUUCAUUUAUCGAUGUAUUCAAUGUCAUUAUGAAGUUCAACGUCAUUCGAAAUCACUUAAUAUUGAAAUUGAUUGUUGUGGAAAAUGUAUGGGAAAAUUUGAAUUAUUAUCAAAUAAUAAUAAAACAAAUGAAGUUCAAACACCAAAGAAAACAUUAACUCGUUAUAAUUUAUUUAUUAAAGAACAUUUUCAAACAACGAAACAAGCUCAACCACAUUUAUCAACACCACAAUUAAUGAAACAUUUAAGUCAAGAAUAUAGAAAAACAAUGGAACAACAACAACAACAACAAAAUCCUAUUGAUUUACCUGAUCUAGAACAAUUAAAAAUUUGA
Adineta steineri is the source of this 2565-nucleotide messenger RNA. The record is from the annotation of a GenBank genome assembly. Lineage: Eukaryota; Metazoa; Rotifera; Eurotatoria; Adinetida; Adinetidae.